GGUGACUUCAGUGUGAUCGAUCAAUCAGGAGUUCAACUCGAUACGCGAGCGCUUCGACACCGAAAUGAAGAAAAUGGAGGACGAAAUGACUCGUUUCAGGAACGAGCUGAUGAACAGAGAGUCCGCCUUCUUCCAGAGGUCCAUGCUCACGUCUUCCAGAUUUCCAGCGCCUUUCUUCCAACCGUUGAGACCAAGUCCGGCAGAGGGGUUCUUUCAACAACCUGCUGGCGCUAAUACCACCGCUACCACCUCCCAGUCUUACCAACAAGAGCAAGCAAGUGCAAACCAAGGUCAGGGGUCAUGGUUGGAAGGUAUGAAUUCUCCCCUCAUCCAGCAAGAAGGCGACUGCAAACAGUUGAAACUUAGAUUUGACGUCAGCCAGUAUAAGCCUGAAGAAAUUGUGGUCAAGACUGUGGACAAUAAGUUACUGGUCCAUGCUAAACAUGAGGAGAAGUCUGAUAGCCGGUCUGUAUAUAGGGAAUACAACCGAGAGUUCCUGCUUCCUAAAGGUACAAACCCAGAAUUAAUAAAGUCCUCUCUCUCAAAAGAUGGCGUGUUGACUGUAGAAGCACCAUUGCCUGCCAUUGCUGAUGGUGAAAAGGUUAUUCCAAUUGCACAAAACUAAUAUUUAGAAAGCCUUGAUGUGACCUAAGAGAACAGAGAAACUAAUGCUUAUACAGAUGGCAAAAUUACAUCAGAAACCAUGUUUUUUUUUUAACAACUUUGCAUUUUCCAAUUGUAUGAUCACACAAGAGACAAUGAUGUAUCACUGUUUAAUAUGAAGUUAAUAAAAAUAUUUCAGUUAUUUUAAAUAUAUCACUUUUAUUUCCCUUUUCUGUACAUUGUAAUUAUUAUAUACCCCAUUUUUAAGGAUAAAUCUCUGGCAAAUGUUAAAUAUUUAAGUACCAUUUAGGUUUUUUUCUAUAACACUGUUGUUUUGUGGCCCCUCAAAACCUAUUAAAACUAUCCUUAAGGGGCACAUGUCUGUACUGUACAUCAGUUUUAUAAUUUGAUAAAUGGCAUCUUUCAACAAGAAACUGUUUAUUUUUAAUACAAAGUUAUGUAGAAAUUACACAAAUAAAUAAAUGAAGUUUU
Molecule: messenger RNA, 1095 nt
Organism: Macrobrachium nipponense
Lineage: Eukaryota; Metazoa; Arthropoda; Malacostraca; Decapoda; Palaemonidae
Product: heat shock protein beta-1-like
Exons: 4
Coding region: 65-625 (186 amino acids)
Biological process (GO): response to heat; protein refolding
Cellular component (GO): cytoplasm; nucleus
Source: RefSeq, a predicted model, not a curated record